Molecule: messenger RNA, 1449 nt
Organism: Sardina pilchardus (European sardine)
Lineage: Eukaryota; Metazoa; Chordata; Actinopteri; Clupeiformes; Clupeidae
Gene: pofut2
Product: protein O-fucosyltransferase 2
Exons: 9
Coding region: 1-1332 (443 amino acids)
Biological process (GO): protein O-linked glycosylation via fucose
Molecular function (GO): peptide-O-fucosyltransferase activity
Source: RefSeq, a predicted model, not a curated record
AUGGCGGACAUAGGAGGGUUUCCCUUGUUAUGGUUGUUCACCGUCUAUUGUAACGUUCUUAGGCUCGCCUUGUUGUCAUUUUCAAUUGUGACAAUUGCUGCAUCCGAAACAGAGGAUUUUGCUUUUCACGCAGGGAAUUCUGUUAGCCAGUCAGCAAUUGCAAAGGAUCUGAGGUAUUUGCUCUAUGAUGUGAAUCCUCCUGAGGGUUUUAACCUGCGACGAGAUGUAUUCAUCCGUAUGGCGUCUUUGGUGAAAACGUUAAGGAAAGAAGGGGACUGGGUGUUGGUGUUGCCCCCCUGGGGUCGUCUCUACCACUGGCAGAGUCCUGACAUACAUCAAGUGCGCAUUCCCUGGGGAGAGUUCUUCAGUGUGACCAGCCUCCAGGCCAACGUCCCCGUCAUAGAAUAUGAAGAGUUCAUUGCUGAGUCAGGAGGGCCCUUCAUUGAUCAGGUGCUGGUGCUGCAGAACUACGCAGAGGGCUGGACAGAUGGGAAAUGGGAUGAGAAGGUGGAUGAGCGGCCCUGCAUUGAACGCCUCAUGUACUCAAAAGACAAGCAGGGUUACUACAGGGGUUGGUUUUGGGGUUAUGAGGAGACUCGAGGGAUAAAGGUCACCUGUUUGUCUGCACAAGGUCAUGCCUCCGUCUUGGCCCCUUUUCUGCAAACAAAUAUUACAGCAACGUCAGUAAUGCUUGACAGAGCAGAAACUGUCCUCCAUGACCAUUAUGCUGGGAAAGAUUAUUGGGAUACAAGACGCAGUAUGGUGUUUGCAAAACACCUUCGCAUUAUUGGAAAUGAUUUCAGAGCAAAGUACUUGAACUCUACAGAUGAAAAAGACCAUACUGUGUACAGUGAAGACUGGAGACAGAUGAAGGCCAAGUUGGGCAGUGCCAAGGGCGGCCCAUAUCUAGCUGUCCAUCUCCGGAGGAAAGAUUUCAUCUGGGGCCACCGAGAAGAUGUCCCCAGCCUCAAAGAGGCUGUGAAAAAAAUUCAUAGUCUCAUGAAGAAGCACACACUACAGAAUCUUUUUGUUGCCACGGAUGCAGAUGAGGAAGAAUUAGCCAAGUUGAAGCGUAUGUUGCCAGAGAUGGUGCGCUUUGAGCCCACUUGGGAGGACCUGGAGCUCCUCAAAGACGGUGGUGUUGCCAUCAUUGACCAGUGGAUCUGUGCCCAUGCCAGGUAUUUCAUUGGUACCUCAGUCUCAACCUUCUCAUUCAGAAUUCACGAGGAGAGAGAAAUUUUGGGCUUUGACCCUAAAACUACAUAUAAUCGCUUUUGUGGUGACAGUGAAACAGAAUGUGAACAGCCCACACACUGGAAAAUAGCAUACUGACUGUGUUUCAUGACGGUGGACGAAGAGUGCCAAACAGUGUUCGAUUUCAUUACUUUUGUAAAUACAUUGCAGUAUUGAAGUGUUGUGUCUUAUAAUGAAAUAAAACUUUUGUAAUUA